GCCCCUUCCGGUUGGCAGCACCCAAGGAGGCUGGCAGAGGACGCAGGCAGGACCGUAUGCCCCGAAUUCCGUAGCGGACGCCUCGCAGCGAUUGCCUGGGCCUGGCCCCGGCUACAUGAUCUCGGUGCAGACUUCAGGGCCCGGCCCGGCGGAGAACGUCAACUACGGCAUCCCGAGCCGCCCUGCGACCUUCGCGGGCAUGGCCCUCGAGGACCUUAGCGGCUACCCUCAGGGACACCCUGGGGCUCAGGGCCAGGUCCAUGCCAUGCCCAUGCACCAGGCGCCCCAAGCGCCCUACCAAAUGGGCCCUCCCCAUGCCAUGGGCCCUGCCCAUCAUCCGGGCCCGCACCAUUACAUGCAGGGCUGCCACCAGGGCCCUUGCGGGCCGGGGCCGGGCCCCUGCAUUCAGAUGCACCCCGGAAUGGGCCCACAAGUCUCUUUUCAAGCGAGCUCCGGGAGGGCUCCAGCGCGGCCGGUGCACUACGGACCCGCGUCCGGAGGUGACCAGCAGGAGAUGGCCAUGGGGAAUUUUGGGAGCCAGUGCGGGCCCCACGGCGGCCAAGGCCACGGAGCUCCGAGCGGGCCGGGCGCGCGGGACCCUUCCGGGCGAGGCCGGGGGCCGCCAAACUCCCGAGAAUCGGAUGACUUUCGGGAGUGGUCGCCCGGACAGGACGACUUCUUCGCCCACCUCAUGCGGUGA
This is a messenger RNA of Symbiodinium sp. CCMP2456, 700 nucleotides long. NCBI's taxonomy places the organism in Eukaryota, Dinophyceae, Suessiales, Symbiodiniaceae. The record is from the annotation of a GenBank genome assembly.